Telopea speciosissima is the source of this 1845-nucleotide messenger RNA. RefSeq names its product nucleobase-ascorbate transporter 1. The coding region runs from base 162 to 1724 and encodes 520 amino acids. Gene Ontology annotation, biological process: transmembrane transport. Gene Ontology annotation, molecular function: transmembrane transporter activity. The record is from RefSeq and is a predicted model, not a curated record. Gene Ontology annotation, cellular component: membrane. Lineage: Eukaryota; Viridiplantae; Streptophyta; Magnoliopsida; Proteales; Proteaceae. The transcript is spliced from 14 exons.
UAAGCCUCUAACGGGGCGUCAUGGAGGGACUUCUCUCGCUUUGCAUAUUUUGCCUUCCCUUUUCUGCUUUCCUUGCUGUCCUUGUAACUCUUUUUCUGCUCACCUCUUGUUCUUCUUCUUCUUCAUCUUCUCUGUUCUACUGAAGCUCUCUAACUUCUGUAAUGGCGGACAUAAGUCAUCCUCCCAUGGAUCAACUCCAAGACCUUGAAUAUUGUAUAGACUCCAACCCUCCAUGGGUUGAAACUAUCUUAUUGGCAUUUCAAAACUACAUCCUGAUGCUGGGCACUACUGUGAUGAUCCCUACAUUCCUUGUACCAUUGAUGGGUGGAAAUUAUGGAGACAAGGUUCGGGUUAUACAAACUCUGCUAUUUGUAUGUGGUAUCAAUACACUUCUGCAAGCUCUUUUUGGAACGAGGUUGCCAGCAGUGGUGGGUGGUUCUCCUGCAUAUAUAAUACCCAUCGUUUACAUUAUUGGUGAUUCAUCAUUGCAACGAAUUCCUGAAUCUCAUGAAAGAUUUAUACAAACCAUGCGAGCAAUCCAAGGAGCACUUAUUGUAGCAUCAAGCAUACAAAUUAUCCUUGGUUACAGCCAAGUUUGGGGGCUUUUCUCAAGGUUUUUCAGUCCUCUUGGAAUCGCACCUGUGGUUGCAUUGGUUGGUUUGGGGUUAUUUGAACGAGGAUUUCCCGCGGUGGGAAAUUGUGUUGAAACUGGGAUACCAAUGCUAUUGGCAGUUAUUGGCUUGUCACAAUAUCUGAAGCAUUUUAGGCCAGUCAAGGAUGUUCCCAUAUUCGAAAGGUUUCCUAUACUGAUUUGCACCACAAUCAUUUGGGCAUAUUCCCAUGUCUUGACUGCUGGUGGGGCCUACCGAAACAGGCCUAUAAAAACACAACAAAAUUGUCGCACUGACAGAGCUCAUCUUAUAUCCUCUGCACCAUGGUUCAUGUUCCCAUAUCCUCUGCAAUGGGGUCCACCAACUUUUGAUGCGGGCCAUACAUUUGCUAUGAUGUCUGCAGUUCUAGUGUCGAUGAUAGAGUCAACUGGUGCGUAUAAAGCAGCAUCUCGUCUCGCAAUUGCCACUCCACCUCCUGCUUAUGUGUUGAGCCGAGGUAUCGGUUGGCAGGGUAUUGGUGUAUUGCUCGAUGGCCUUUUUGGUACAGGGACUGGUUCUACUGUAUCAGUGGAGAAUGUGGGGCUUCUUGGACUUACUCGUGUUGGGAGCCGAAGAGUUGUUCAGAUUUCAGCUGGCUUCAUGAUAUUCUUUUCGAUCUUAGGAAAAUUUGGAGCUCUCUUUGCAUCUAUACCCUUUCCAAUAUAUGCAGCACUUUACUGUGUUCUCUUUGGCCUUGUAGCUUCAGUUGGAUUAUCAUUCCUACAGUUCACAAACAUGAACUCUAUGAGAAAUCUCUUCAUCACUGGGCUUUCGCUUUUUCUUGGGAUAUCUGUCCCACAGUAUUUUAAUGAGUACUGGGGUUCUUCUCUUCAUGGUCCUGUCCACACUCGCGCAGGAUGGUUUAAUGCAUUCUUGAAUACUAUCUUCUCAUCACCACCAACAGUGGGAUUAAUUGUUGCUGUGUUCCUUGACAACACAUUGGAAGUAGAGAAGUCAAAGAAGGACCGAGGGAUGCCUUGGUGGGUGAAGUUCAGAACAUUUAGAGGUGAUAACAGAAAUGAGGAGUUCUACACUUUGCCUUUCAAUCUCAACAGGUUCUUCCCACCCACAUAGCAAAUCCACAACUGGGUCACCAAGCAAGCUCGGUCCUGUGAACUGGAGUUCUAGUGAAGGUUCUCAAUCGGAGUUGAGAAUGACCAAUUUUUUGAGGACUUCUAGGCGACCUUUGCUUCCU